Messenger RNA from Brachypodium distachyon (stiff brome), 5350 nucleotides. RefSeq names its product probable LRR receptor-like serine/threonine-protein kinase At1g34110. Gene Ontology annotation, biological process: protein phosphorylation. The record is from RefSeq and is a predicted model, not a curated record. Lineage: Eukaryota; Viridiplantae; Streptophyta; Magnoliopsida; Poales; Poaceae. The transcript is spliced from 9 exons. Bases 91 to 5046 code for a protein of 1651 amino acids. Gene Ontology annotation, molecular function: protein kinase activity; ADP binding; protein binding.
AGUCCAGACUCCACUAUCUCAUUCCAGGUCUUCUCUUCGUCUCGUUUGUCUAUUCAGGUCCCCAACAAUUCCAAAAUUGACAUCCACCAUAUGGCCACCGCCGGCGCCGUCGUUGACAGGCUCCUACGCCGGCUGGCCUCCGAUGCGCGCCGAUUGGAUCUGCCCUCCAACAUAGACCAGCACGUGGCUCAUGUGUGGCGAACUCUGGCCAGGUUGCAAGAUGUGCUCGCAAGCGUGGAGAGAUAUUUUCGGGUGCGCACUGAGGUGCAGGAUUGGAUGACGAAGAUCAAUCAGAUUGUCUAUCAAAUGGAGGAUCUCUUGGAUGAAUUUGAAGACCAAAAUUGCAUCGAGUCUCAGAGGAGCAGCUGUGUCGCAAAGGCCACAUCAUUUUGUUCCACACGUCCAUUUCUCUUGAAUAGUACUAGUGCAAAUAAAAUGAAGGGACUCAGAAGAAGGUUGGAUAUUUUAGCAAAAGAUUCUGUCACUUUCAGAUUGAUGCAACACUCAAGGCAUGAUAUUGAACAAUCUGAUAACCAAGAAGAGUUUUACAGAUCUGCAAUCAUUGGAAGAGACAAUGACAAAGCAAAAUUGAAGGAAGUAAUCUUGCAAAAUGAUGCAGAAACAUUGUCCAUUGUUCCCAUAGUUGGGAUUGUGGGUUUGGGGAAAACAGCUCUUGCCAGAUUGAUAUUCCAUGACCAGGGAGAAGGGUGGAAUUUUGAUCUUCGCAUUUGGGUUGACUUAAAUAUGAAAUUUGAUCUUAAAAAUAUUUCUGCUGAUAUAAUCUCCCAAGCUAUUGAAACAAAAAGAGAAAGAGCCUCAGUGGUUAAUACCAGUGUUGAGAUUCAUGACAAUCUCCAAUUGCUAAAGAAUCAUCUGCAGGAGAUCCUUCAUGACCAAAGUUGUCUGAUUGUCUUGGAUGGCCUAUGUAGCACAGAUAAAAACCAGUUAGAUGAAUUGAAGGACAUGCUAAGGGGCACAAAGAAAUGCAUCAAGGUCUUAGUGACCACCCCCAAUGAAAUAACUGCAGAAUUAAUGCACACUGUUCCACCAUACAUGUUGCUUCCAUUGUCUGAUGAUGACUGUUGGGCAAUAUUUUCUCAGAAGGCAUUUGGGGAUGGAGUUGCUGUUAAUGCAUCCCUAGAAGAAAUUGGGAAGCACAUUGUGAAAAGAUGUGAAGGAAUACCUGCUGUAGCUCAUUCUCUUGGUUCAGUACUGCACAAUCAAGACAUGGCUGUCUGGUUAGCUGCAAGGGAUGAAGAAAUAUGGAAAUUCGAGAAAAGAUAUUCCACCAAAAUUGAAUUGUUUUCAUCAUUCAAUCAUAUAUAUGACAUGCCCUCAGCACUUAAACUGUGCUUUAUAUAUUUGUCAAUAUUUCCUAAAGGAUCCAUUAUAGACAAGGAAAAACUUAUCUGGCAGUGGAUUGCACUUGAUAUGAUCGGAUCGAAACAUGAAGCUUUGCCUUCUUAUGUUCAUGGGGAGAUGUAUAUUCAGCACCUUCAAUCAAUAUAUUUUCUCCAAGUUCAAAAGACACCUCUGGUUAAUGGAACAGAAAACAGAACAGCUCCUACAAUACUCUAUAUGCAUAACUUUGCCCAUGAUUUUGCAAUGCAUGUUGCCAGCAAUGAUACUAUAAUAUCAGAUGAUAGAGACAUGAUCAGCUAUAAAAAGAGGCUCGCUUUCCAUUAUGCACUGCUGACCAACUACAGAGGACAAUCGACAUUUUUCAGUCCACUGCUCACUAGGGCAAGGGCAUUACAUUUCAGGAACACUGAGUCUAUAAAGCUUCAUACAGAGGCAUUUAAAUUACUGAAACAUUUGCGUGUUUUAAAUCUCAGUGGAAGCUGCAUUGGAGAAAUACCUGCUUCUGUCGGUCAUUUGAAGCAUCUACGAUACCUUGAUAUUUCUGACUUAAAAAUUCAAACAUUACCUUCCUCAAUGAGUAUGCUGACAAAACUUGAGGCAUUGGAUUUAUCAAAUACUUCUCUCAGGGAAUUACCCUCUUUCAUUGGUACUUUACAGAAUCUUAAAUAUUUGAAUCUGCAAGGCUGCCACAUACUUCAAAACUUGCCUCCAAUCCUUGGUCAUCUCCGAACACUUGAGCAUCUUCGGUUGUCGUGUUGUUAUGAUGUCAAUGAACUAGCUGAUUCUCUGUGCAAUCUUCAGGGCCUGCGAUUUUUAGAUUUAUCAAGCUGCACUGAGCUCCCACAGUUGCCUCCUUUAUUUGGUGAUUUAACAAACUUGGAGGAUCUAAAUUUGUCUGGAUGCUUCAGCAUCAAGCAGCUACCAGAAUCUUUUGGUAACCUUUGUUUUCUUAGGUACCUGAACAUAUCAAGCUGCUAUGAGCUUCUGCAAUUGCCUGAAUCUCUCGGUAACCUCAUGAAGUUGGAAGUUCUUAUACUUCGGAGAUGUCGCAGACUUCAAAGUCUUCCUCCUUCCUUCUGGAACAUUCAGGACCUUCGAAUUUUGGAUCUAGCUGGUUGUGAGGCACUUCAUGUAAGCACUGAGAUGUUAACAACCAAUUUGCAGUACCUGAAUCUGCAGCAGUGCCGAAAGCUGCACACUCAGCCUAACUGCUUCAAGAACUUCACUAAAUUGACGUUUUUGAAUCUCUCAGAGUGCCACCCAAACACUGAUUAUCUAAGUCUCCCAGACUGCCUCCCUAACAUUGAUCAUUUUCAAUCUCUUGGUUACUUAAUCAACUUAGAAUAUCUGAAUCUGUCGCAAACCAUCCUCGAGAUCCCUGUGUCAUUUGAGAGGCUUCAGAAACUGCACACAUUGGACCUCACUGGUUGUGUUCUAAUGCAUCCAACAUCUGGUAUCCCUCAGAUAUUGCCAGAUAUGAUAGGUAAAAUGACUGGACUUAAAUUUGUGUUGACAAAAGAUCCGACAAUGCUGGCCUUUCUACCUCAACACAUCCGGUGCUCUGUUAGCAUUGAUGAACAGUGCUACAUGACAACUGACGAACUUGUUAUUCCAGACCUCACAGGAGGGUCCAAGGGCUUAGGUAUUGCGGAGAGAGUGAAUCUGCAGAAGCAUCAGGAGCUUCGUUUCCUUAAACUAGAGUGGAUGCCAACAUCUCAGUCAGCUGAAGGUAAUUUAGUUGACGAUGUAGGUGAAGAAGAAGUACUGGAAAAGCUCCAGCCAAACCAGAGUUUAGAGCAUUUUGAGCUAGUUGGAUAUGCAGGUCUUGUGUUCCCUAUAUGGAUGAUGGACAACAUAAUGACCUCACUUCCAAACCUUGUCAGUCUUCAUCUAUUCCACCUAGAGAACUGCAAAGAUUUCCUUCCACUUGGUGAGCUUCGAAAUCUACGCUACUUGCAUAUAAAAGAUGUGCCUAACCUCACAGAUCUCCAGAUGGGUCUUUCUGGUGGGCCGCAGCCUUUCGAGAAAUUAACACAUCUCACUCUGGAAUCAUUAUUUAACUUAGAAGAGUUAUCUGUACUGCUGGUAACCAGCGGCGAGCAUCACUUCAUGUUUCCAAGUCUCGAAGUGUUGUCCGUGGUAUCUUGCAGUAAGCUCAUGUUCAAACCAUCUCUCCCAAAAUGCUUGAAAUAUGAGAUAAGAGAGAGUAACCGUGUUCUGUUAUGUGGAGAACCUAUUGGACCAUCUUCGUCACUACCGGUUCAAAUAGAGAUAACUGGGUGCAGGAUACCGUCCAGUCUAUUGCAGUGGAUUAGAUCCUUGAUAACUCUUGAAAAAGCAGUGAUUGAUGCAUGUGUGGGGGAAGAUGGUCAAGCAAUAACUUCUCUUGGGAUCCUAGAUAUAAUGUGCACUGAAGAACAGCUCAGUAGCUACGCCGCUAAUGAAAUUACGACUGUCAAUCCACUGGAAACAAUAAUCCCAGAUGAGUUGACUAAGAUUGAUGCCCCUACUGAUACUGGUCACAGCAGAUCAACGUUUCAAAGUCGUUUCCCAUCGUUCAAGGUCUCUCCUACACAUAAAGAACUAUUGGCUUCCAUUAGCUUCAGCGGCUCUGGGUCUACAACCUCGGAAGAUCUGUCCACAAUUAGUAGCAGCUCCUUCUUUCUUGAGUCACGAAAUCAUACUAUCUUCACCUUUGAGGAAUUGAAGAUUGCCACAAGAAACUUCAGUCCUUCCAAUUGUGUCUGGGAGGAUUCUUCUGCAAUGGUUUACAAGGGGACUCUUAAUGAAAAAAUGAAGCCAUCAAGGAGCAGCAGUUUUCUGGUGGUUGCUGUCAAGAAGUUCAAGCCUGAGAGCAUAUGCUGGCCUGAAACUUCAAAGAAUGAGAUGGAUAUUUUUGGAAGAAUUUCACACCCAAACCUUGUCAAACUCUUAGGCUACUGCUUGGAGGACAACAACACAGCCCUUGUAUACGAGUUCAUGGCAAGGGGGAGCUUGCAGAAUCACCUCUUUCGGAGAGAAACGAAGCAUCUAUCUUGGAGUCUCAGGGUCAAUAUUCUUAUUGGGGCAGCUCGUGGCCUUGCCUUCCUUCACUCACUAGAAAGACCAAUCAUCCACGGAGACUUUAAGGCCUCAAAAAUCCUAUUAGAUUCGAACUAUAAUGCAAAGCUCUCGGGUCUUGGAGCCGCGAAGGAUGGCCUGUAUGGUGGGCCAUCACAUUUAACAGCACGAGUCGUGGGCACAUAUGCGUAUGCACCUCCAGAAUAUGUAGCAACAGGGCGCCUGUAUGUGAAGAGUGAUGUCUAUAACUUUGGAGUUGUGCUCCUGGAGAUGCUCUCUGGUCUGAGAGCGAUCGACCCAAGCCGCCCCACCGGGAUGCUCAGCUUGGUGGAUUGGGCGAAACCGUACCUGUCUGACAGGAGAAGGCUACAUAGGGUAAUAGAUCCUCGUCUUGCGGGGGAGUACUCAUCCAGAGGAGCCCUGCAGGCUUCACAGCUCGCACUCAGCUGCCUUCGUAAUGAACAUAGUUUACGUCCAUCAAUGAAUGAAGUCGUGGAUGUUCUCGAGAGUAUAGGCUUCAUGGAUACCAAAAGAACGGGGCUGAAGCACAUCUUCUUGCUACCGAAAGCCCCCGGGGCACUCUUUGCUGGGGUGCGCUCUAGGGGAUCGAGUUCCAUGAAUUGAUUCUGGUUUGAAGAUUGUACAGUUAGGCAACAGUUUCUGUUGUAAUGACGAAACCUGGCCUCGAAUGUGGUCUCCAUGAUACUAUAUGUUUUGAUUGAUCAGUAUGUUUUGCACCCAUCUGUGAUUGUAACCUGAACCUUUUUUUUUCCGCACAAUUGUAACCUGAAUCUGAUUGCUGUAGGAAGAAAGUGCAGCUUGCCAAGCAACGGCUAGAACUUUCCUAGCUUGAGUUCCAAACGUACUGUUUUGGAAUUAUGCCUUAGAAUUGCUUUUAUUGGGUUAUGAAUACGAAUCGGUUUACCCA